Messenger RNA from Alternaria burnsii, 1758 nucleotides. RefSeq lists its product as uncharacterized. The transcript is spliced from 3 exons. NCBI's taxonomy places the organism in Eukaryota, Fungi, Ascomycota, Dothideomycetes, Pleosporales, Pleosporaceae. The record is from RefSeq and is a predicted model, not a curated record. The coding region runs from base 1 to 1758 and encodes 585 amino acids.
AUGUCACCUUUACUCAACUCUCAAGACGACCGUGCAGCGUUCGUUGAUGCUUGCAUCGAUAAGCGCAAAGGAGCAAUGGAUGUUUGGGAGUCACUUGGUUUGACUAGUGAGAAGAGUGAUGAUUCACAGAAAGGGUAUUUUGUCAAGAAAGAAGCCAACGAGCUGCAAGAAGAGAUUGAGCAGAUAGCAAAGCCAGUCGCUAUUUCCUAUCGUGGCAAACUGGCGGAGUUGAAGUCCUACCUGGCGGAUGAGUGUGUCUUCUCCGAUGACGUUUCCAGGCUCGGAGAGGAGUACGGAGAAAAAAUAUGGGGUCGCAUAGAGGACGGCGAGAUACGUUCGUCAGGUCAAUCUCAAGGAAAGGGAAUUGAAGAACAUGACUGGGAUGACAUCUCAGAUCGCACGAACAUUCUCUUUUACUUCCGCUGCUGGAUCAUAUGCAUUGUCGUAGCUCCACGGAGAGCAAAAGGAAAAGGUCGUUGCCGAGAGUCAGGUCUAACCGAAGACCAUCGCAAUCAUGUCAUUAUCGAUCUCUCUGAGCCCGAUAGUCCUGUUACUCCAGGCAUCUCGUUCCGGGCACCGGAGCCGCCGCGCAUGUACCCCACGUCUGGAUCGCGCAGAGAGGCGGAUAAAACUUCAGGCACUUCUCUGAGUUCCGCGACGCAUGUGAGAGGCAACAACAGCAACACGACACCAAGCAAGAGGAAAGCGCAUGAUUCCCACGAACGGGCGCCUUUGGGGAAGCUUCCAAGGCCGUCAAAGAGCGCUCGGAUGGUUCCAGUACUUGCACGACAACGGGAUACCUACUCGAUCCCUGACACCCCUCCGGCGUUUUCGAAUCCAGUAAACUCGUCAUUGGAGAGACGAAGAGAGACCACACAAGAUACAGAUGCGACUUAUAUGCCUCGAGGAGUCACGGCGGACACCGAAACCAUAGUCGGUGACGAAGAAAUACACACUAGAGAAGUCGACUUUUGCCUACAGAAUGUCAUCGCUAUGGCCUGUCAGGACGAGAUGCAGUACGAAUAUGAAGACGAGAACGCCGCUGGCCCAUCGGGUACCUAUCUGAACCCCCUCAGGCAGGACUCUGUCAUUCCAAAUGAUACGCAGACACAGAAAGACACGAGAGAACAUGAUGGCCAACCUGGUCAGGACGACGACACAUCCAGCGAUGCAUACAAUGACGCGAUCAUACGCUCUCUCAUCUCCGAGUCCUCACAUGAAACCGGGCAAAACCGCAUUUACCGCCUUGAGCUUAUCCGACUUCUCAUUUCCUACCUUAACGGCAUCAAUGAGUUUGACUCCACUAGCUACAACUUCGCCACCGAAGAACGCAUGAACUUCCUACUCAACCAUCUCCAGUGCACUGAGGCAGAGAUAUGGCAUGCCAAUCACAGCAACAGUGCAAUUCGCUUGGGCCACACACUGGAGCGUUGGAUGGGUAUGCGUCACCGCUUAAGCUCUUUCCGCAGCGCAACGGGCUACUUCGGUCCGCCAGGUCAGCAGUGGGAAGAGUUUCUGCGAGGUAUGAAUAAUGUUCCACAUGCGAGGGCUAUCUUAGCUUUUGUGGAAUUGAAGAAUGACGGAAUGUUGGAAGAGGGGAAAGGAAUUGGUGCUGGGCAUAGGUUUAAUGAGGAUCUCAUGGUGAUAUUUGAUUUGCUUACGAGGAUAAAGGGGUGUAAUGGCCCAGACGCGUUCAAAGGUGUGAAGAGGUUCAAUGAGGGAUUGUGGAAAUGGUUUGACGAUUCUGAGGAGAACUGA